AUGCUCAAUAUAAAACAUCUCUUUUGUAACAUUCAGCCAGUAUUGAAAGAAUCAUACGAGACUCAAAAUGGUCCAUCGGUUGUUGAUAAGCGUUAUAUUCUUAGUGCAGUUUUUAGCGGUACAGUGUUAUCUAACUCAGUGAAAAGUUUCACAGUAACUAAAGCUAUGAUGUACCUACUCAGUAUGAAAUUGGAGAAAUUUAGAGACAGACUUUACUAUUUUGGAGCCAUAGUUCCGAAUUGUCAUUUGGCACGUUCUUCUCUUGAAGUAAAAACACUAGGCCAUGGUGAAAUACUCAUGAAUACCGUACCCAGUAUCGAAUUGGAGAAGUUUGAAGACAGUCUUUACUAUUUCGGAGUCAUAUUCAAGACAAACUACUACCGCGCGAUGCAGUUUUGCAAAUACCACGACAUGGAACUGUUGAGUAUAGAGAGUAAAGAAGAAAACGACUUCCUUCUAAAACAUGUACAAUCUCUCCGAAGACCGAUGGUUUUCAAAAAUUGGGGCCCGAACCAGCCAGAUAAUAAGAAUAAAACUGAAAAUUGCCUGGAAGUCAAGUACCACAAUCAGAUCAAGGAUCUGAUAUGGAACGACCGAGCGUGCAACGAAGAGGUGCACUGGGUAUGCGAGACGACAGUACCAAAAAGUAUUUCCAGUAUUGUUGCUGACAAUUUGUACCUAACUGAAGAUUCUACAGAUUCUUUUGGCCAUGAUGUACUCAUCAAUACUUUACCCAGUAUCAAAUUGGAGAAAUUUGGGGACAGACUUUACUAUUUCGGAGCCAUAUUUGAGGGAAACUAUUACCGCGCAAUACAGUUUUGCAAAUACCAUGACAUGGAAUUGUUGAGUAUAGAGAGUAAAGAAGAAAACGACUUCCUUUGGAAACAUAUGCAAUCUUUCCUUGGCUGGGGUGAAUAUUACUUUUGGACGUCAGGUACCACGAUGCCAGACGACCACUGGGUGUGGCUGUCUACAGGGAGACCGAUAAUUUUCGCCAACUGGUUCCCGAACCAGCCGGACGAUGCGGGAAAAAACGAAAAGUGCUUAGAAGUCAGGUACUCCAAUCACAACAAGGCGUUAAUGUGGAACGAUCACGUGUGCACCGAGGCCAAACACGUGAUUUGCGAGACGACAGUACCGAAAAGUAUUUCCAGUAUGGUUGCUGCGUACCCUGAUAGUUGUGUCCUCGACCUGCACGAAAUCCAAAGACAGAACCGCAUAACGACGCAGAUCUUGCAAAAUUACAUCGAGAAAAAGCUGUUCGGCCAAAAUCGGUCAACGCGUCCGCCCAGCAUCUGGGACAUUUUGCCAAUGCGGACCAGAAGAAAACCGCCCAAGGCCAAUAACAUCCAAGAGGCCAUCAACAGCCCCAACGACAACGAGACGUUGGUGAGCGGUGAAUCGGAAACGGUUUCCGCCUAUCGGGAUUUUCAAGACAUUGAAGAACAAGGCGAGUUUCAUUUGCCCUUCAGUCUCGAUACACUGUCAUUGGAACAAAAAACGUCGAAUAAAAAUUGCCCAAAUUGUAUAGAUGAUUCCCUACCAACGCCGAAUAGAUGGACGAUGCCACUUUUGAAGUUGGGAGAAAAACGAUACUAUCUAGGAAUAUUCUUCAAGGCGAACUACUAUCGAGCAACGCAGUAUUGCAGAUUUCACGGUAUGCACUUAGCCAGCAUCACAUCCCAAGAAGAAAACGAUAAACUAGAAAAAUACAUCAAAGACUUCGGUUUCGGCAACGACCACUUCUGGACAUCGGGCACCGACCUAGCCGUCGAGGGCAACUUCUUCUGGAUGUCCACCGGCCGACCAAUCACCUUCACCAACUGGAACGCAGGAGAGCCCAACAACUUCGAGUACGAGAACGGCGAGCAAGAGAACUGCCUCGAGCUGUGGAACAGGGACGGCAAAGGCCUCAAGUGGAACGACUCGCCCUGCUCCUUCGAAACCUAUUUCGUGUGCGAGGUGCAGUCCUGAAGGUUCAUCCAACCAGUUAUUCUUUGCCUGAAGUCCGCACGACACCGGAGAACCCAAACGAUCUUCGGUUCAAGUUGAAAAGCUUGGCAGCCAGCCAAAGCUUUCGAACGAUACUGUGCGGAACGACACUCGUUGACAUUUCACCGCAGAACUCAAAGAACCUGAACGCUCAUCCUAGCCUAGUAGACCGGUAGGUAGUUACAGAUUUUCGGACGUGAUUUCAGCCAUCAGUACACUGAGGAAAAUUGUGCUAUUUAGAGUUUUUGCUGAGAUAUUUCUUGCUACCAUUACAAGAAAUCAUAUUACCGUUCUACAUUUUCGAAUAGAAGCAGCACCUUGAAAUCCUAUGAUUUCAUUAACGACUUUGCUGAAAGUGAUUUUUUUAAUAAUAGUCGAGCUGAACUACUAGUAAGUUAUACCCAGCGAGCACAAACAUCCCUGG
Messenger RNA from Phaedon cochleariae (mustard beetle), 2416 nucleotides. NCBI's taxonomy places the organism in Eukaryota, Metazoa, Arthropoda, Insecta, Coleoptera, Chrysomelidae. The record is from the annotation of a GenBank genome assembly.